UGUGUGCACCACAUGAAUGCAUGGCUGACAUGUCAGUGUAUUGAUAUUGCGUUUGCUAAGAUGUUGUCUAAGAAAGAUCAGCAAUCGGUUUACAAAUGUCAUCGUCCAUCGGAAUUUGGUGAAGGAUAUGCGUUCUUGGUAGCCACUAACUAAGUGAGUUUGCUGGAAGUUUGCUCACUCUAGUCUGAGAUAGUUCGCCAGUAAGUCUGACCUAGCUAGCUACAUUUUAAAUAGUUUAUUGUCAUGGGACGAAAGAAGCAGGGUAAAUUUGAGCGUUCUGACAAUAAAGGGAAAGAUAAAAGACACAAGAUGAAAGGGAAAUCCCUUGAAACUUUCACAGAAGAAAUGCACGGCGCAUUACAAGCCACAUUGCACCCAGAGGAAGGAGAGGAAGCUGCCCAGGUGAAAUUGCCCUGUCCGCUGGCUAUGUGGGAGCUUGGCCACUGUGACCCCAGGCGCUGUACUGGCAGGAAGCUGGUCCGUAAAGGCUUUGUGCGUAACCUUCGUCUUAACCAGAGGUUCAAUGGCCUCAUAUUGAGCCCCAUGGGCACAAAAUAUGUCACACCAGCAGACCGAGAGAUUGUGGCUCAGAGUGGACUGGCAGUCAUUGAUUGCUCUUGGGCCAAGCUUGAUGAAACUCCCUUCAGUAAGAUGACAGGGAGUCAUCCUCGCUUGCUGCCUUUCCUGGUGGCAGCAAACCCAGUCAACUAUGGCAAGCCUUGCAAGUUAUCUUGUGUUGAGGCUUUUGCUGCCACGUUCUGCAUUGUGGGCUUUCAGGACCUGGCUGUAAUCCUACUGAGAAAAUUUAAGUGGGGUACAGUAUUCCUGGACCUGAACAAAACACUGCUGGAGCGCUAUGCAGCCUGUCAGUCAGAAGACGAGCUGCUGGCUGCUGAGAAAGAGUACAUCAACAAACAACCAGAAGAGGCGGAGUUUGAUCCUUUCGAUGUUGACUCAGGGAGGGAGUGCAUGAACCUCAACAGACCUCAGUGUGUUGCUGAGGAAGAUGAUUCAAGCAGUGACGAAGCUAGGGUGUCAGAAGAUGGUGAAGAUGAUGAUGACGAUGAUGAAGAACUAAAGGAACACAGAAAAUGACCCCCAGGAUUGUUAAAACAACUGAUUUGUAUUAAAUAACUUCAAUUAUUUACAAUAAAAUAAAUUCGCUUUUCUAA
Molecule: messenger RNA, 1172 nt
Organism: Osmerus eperlanus (European smelt)
Lineage: Eukaryota; Metazoa; Chordata; Actinopteri; Osmeriformes; Osmeridae
Gene: tsr3
Product: TSR3 ribosome maturation factor
Exons: 6
Coding region: 244-1095 (283 amino acids)
Biological process (GO): maturation of SSU-rRNA
Molecular function (GO): rRNA small subunit aminocarboxypropyltransferase activity
Source: RefSeq, a predicted model, not a curated record